This is a messenger RNA of Lathyrus sativus (Indian pea), 843 nucleotides long. Lineage: Eukaryota; Viridiplantae; Streptophyta; Magnoliopsida; Fabales; Fabaceae. The record is from the annotation of a GenBank genome assembly.
AUGCAUGAAUUUUCUACGGUCGACGGUUUUAUGGAGAUAAGUGAAUGCAUGGCGGAUAUGAUCAAGCAUGUCGCUAAUGAACCAUCCGUGGGGCUUUACUUUAUCCAACAACAUGCUCAAAAUGCAGUGCCUAAUGUUGUCAAAACUGACAAAAAUAUCGUUGAAAAAGUUCACGAAACAGCUUUGCACACUGAAGACCUGGAGGAUUCUAUUACAGCGGUUCGAUCAAUGAAAGAGUGUGGAUUUUCCAUAAUUGAUGAAAUGAUGGGAGACAUAAACAAAUCUCUUGAAAUUAUGAAAACCAAAAAACCAAAAAAAGGGUUAAUCCAUUCAUCAACCUCAACACCAAGGUCUCAGACUGAAAGAACUAAUUUCUGGGGUAAUCGUUCAUUUUCCACUCUGGAAGGUGAUGAUAAAAAGAUUAACUAUUUUUCGAAUGUCUUAAAGACGGCGAAAGAGAAGGUUAGCAAUCUCAAGUGGCAACAGACUGACGAUAAAGGACCAAUACAUUCUAACGAAGAGAAGUUACAAUUUCCUGAUUUGCCGUUAUCGAUCACAUCAGACGGUAUAUCUUCAUCUUUACAGGCUGCUGAACCUGAUGAAUUGCCUGUAUCGAGCCAGGUUGAAGAGGAGUCUCAACACUUACAGACUGAUGAUAGCGAGAUUAGCAUUAAGUUGUUGUCAUUAUCAGAAAGGUUUGACGACUUCAAAGCUAAUAAAGAAGCUAAACUAGAAGAGUGGCUUGAAGGAACCAGCAACCAUGAUGACUAUUGCGAUACCGAUGACGAAAAAAGAGUUGUCGAGAAUGGCAAGAAGAAAAAAGUCGGAGACAGUGACUUCUAA